AUGACGACUGCUACCAAAGAUGCCAACUUUCCCCUAGCCGGUAUUGCUACGGACGGAUGGUCCAACGAAGACGAAGCGACAGCAACAUGUCUCUGUGGUACCGUGCAGCUCGCUUUCCCAACUCACGGCCCGGGUCUCGUCAGCCGCUUCGUCUGCCACUGCUCAGACUGCCGCAAAAUUAGUUCCUCGAUGUUCUGUUCCAACUUCUCUGUCCGAGACAGCCACUUGCGAUAUCUCAGAGGGAAGGCAAACCUCAAAUCGUUCACUCAGUCUGCUACCAUCGCUUCGGGCAACGACAUGUCGAAUUACUUCUGUGGAACCUGCGGUACUCUCUUGUACCGCGUCAGUUCCGGGUAUCCCGGGCUAAGUAUUCUUCGGCUCGGCACCAUUGACGACUUCCAUCUUGUUGAGGAGAAGAUGAGACCCCAGCUUGAGCAGUUUAUCGAAACACGUGUCGGCUGGCUGCAGCCAGUGGACGGCAUGGCUCAAGUGAAGGGAAUGAUGUCGAAGAAGGACAUCAAGGACAUUCGAUCUUCUGGGACUCAGGGUACACCUGGUCUAUCGCACAGUCACAUACGCAAUAAAUUGUAA
This is a messenger RNA of Colletotrichum karsti, 591 nucleotides long. Its product is annotated as histidine acid. The record is from RefSeq and is a predicted model, not a curated record. The coding region runs from base 1 to 591 and encodes 196 amino acids. NCBI's taxonomy places the organism in Eukaryota, Fungi, Ascomycota, Sordariomycetes, Glomerellales, Glomerellaceae. The transcript is spliced from 2 exons. Gene Ontology annotation, molecular function: carbon-sulfur lyase activity.